UACAUUAAAUGAAAUACAUUAAUCGUCAAUGAAUAGCGAACUUUUAUUUUGACACAAUAAGCGGAGACAGCAACCGGAAGUCUCCUGCCAGCUUCAUACUGACCCCUGAAGUCUCCGGCAGUACUUCACUGGAACGAGCAAACAGAGAAGGUGGCUGCCCCCUAGUUGGACAGUUGAGGAGAAAUUUCCACGGCUUCAAGGUAACCAGGGGGGCUGCGUGAUCAUGCUGCGCCGGAAACCCACGCGUCUGGAGCUGAAGCUGGAUGACAUCGAUGAGUUUGAAAGCGUGAGGAAAGAGCUGGAGAGUCGGAAAAAACAGCGUGAUGAGGUAGAUGUUGUGGGUGUGGCUUCAUCGGGUGAAAUGGGAGGGGCAACGAGUGGAAGCAACGACGGGAAGACACGGGAGCAGAUGAUCAAUGAGCGCAUCGGUUACAAGCCCCACCCCAAGCCAAACACCUUGCCGUCUCUGUUUGGCAACUUGCAGUUUUAAGUGCUUUAUGGACACUAUUAAUGACUGUGACCUUUUCCAGGUCAUGGAUUCUGGACUAUAAAUAUUAUCAACAGAAGGAAGGUUGUUGGUUCUAAACUGUGCUGUAUACUCAUCUGCUUCCGUUAGUCAUUUUAUUUCUUUAAUUCAGUUGGAUUCAAAGCUAGAUCAGAAUUUGCAUAACCAGGCCAACAAUGGAAGUUUAUAUAUAUAUAUGUAUAAAUACUGCAGUUUGAUAUUGCAUAGUUUACUUAAUUUCAAUAAAGUGUGUUUUGUCA
Messenger RNA from Brienomyrus brachyistius, 765 nucleotides. It is a transcript of the gene cdc26, whose product is annotated as cell division cycle 26 homolog. Lineage: Eukaryota; Metazoa; Chordata; Actinopteri; Osteoglossiformes; Mormyridae. Gene Ontology annotation, biological process: regulation of mitotic cell cycle; protein K11-linked ubiquitination; anaphase-promoting complex-dependent catabolic process. The record is from RefSeq and is a predicted model, not a curated record. Bases 224 to 490 code for a protein of 88 amino acids. The transcript is spliced from 3 exons. Gene Ontology annotation, cellular component: anaphase-promoting complex.